AUGGACGCGAAAUUGGUGUUGUUCUUAAUCGCUUUGUUGUUAUUUGUGGAGCGUCAUACAGAAGCUGAUUUCUUGUAUGAUAGAGUUAUUCCAAAGAAACCAGAAGAACUAGAGGCUUUAGGUCUUAAAUGCAUUCCCGGUCAUACGGUCAUGAAGAUUGGGGCAGUUGAGAAAGAAAAACCAAAAAAUGAAUCCGACUAUGAAGAUGAUGAUGCUGAAUCCGAUGCAAGGAGGACACACAUGAAUACGCAAACUAAAGACGAAAGUUGUAAAAUUUGUGUCUGCUCAGUUGAGGGAAAAGACGAAUAUUGUAGCAGAAGACCGGCGAGGAAUGUGAAUGAAUGUAUUAGAAUGAGCAUGUUAACUCAAGCUUUUACGAAACAUGUUCCGUUUGAACUUGAACGAUCACUAUCUUACAGAAUGAGAAGAGAUUACAUCUGGCACAAAGAUGAAAUCCCUUACGCACCAAGCGCGCUAUGCUUUCGAGGAACUUCCUACUAUACGAAUAACGUUAAACCGGAUUCGACUCCAAUAGAGGAGCAAAUGAAAGUCGAUUCACCAUUGGAUUAUGUCACAAAGGGUGUUUGUUACUACUGCGUAUGUUCUAUGUCCGGUGGGGCGGCUGGAUGCAUUAGUAGAAAUACGUGGUUCUGCGACUAUUAUAGAAUCAUCAAAAGACCUGAUAGCGCCAGAGAUCGUUACAGGCACUUGUUUAAACAAGAUAGACCAGCAUAUUUCAGACAGUUGUCAUAUAGGAUUAGAAGAACGAUGGACGAAGGCCUCGUUGAGCUACUUGACAACGGAGGCGACACGUUGUGCUGCGGACAUCCAAACGGUCAUCGAAGAACUCUUCUUGAAGGAGUGAGGAACAAGAUUCGUUUGCUGAGAAGAAAAAUUCCCAAGGAAAACAUAUUAUCUGGAAGCCCUGCUGGAGAUUACGUAGAUUUUAUCGUCAACAAUGACAAGUAA
Messenger RNA from Parnassius mnemosyne (clouded apollo), 969 nucleotides. NCBI's taxonomy places the organism in Eukaryota, Metazoa, Arthropoda, Insecta, Lepidoptera, Papilionidae. The record is from the annotation of a GenBank genome assembly.